AAGAAAGCCACAAUGUUUGUUGUACACAAUUCAUUCGGUAUCUUAGAUUAUGUUGUAUUUGCGGCUACCUUAGUGGUAGCCAUGGGCAUCGGGUUAUGGUUUGCUGUCAGAGGCGGAGGACAAAAGACUCAAGAUGAGUAUCUCAAGGCCAGCAGAAGCAUGUCUGUCGUACCUGUGGCCAUUUCUAUCCUGGUAUCAUUCUUUUCUGCCAUUUUGAUUCUGGGAACGCCAGCAGAGAUGUACACGCAGGGGACAGAAUUUUAUAUCUAUACUCUUGGUAUGAUACUUGGAAUUAUUCUUGCCUCAGUGCUGUUUGUCCCGCUUCUCUACCCACUCAAACUGACUAGCGUAUUCGAGUAUUUAGAAAUCAGGUUCCGGUCCAGGACUGUGAGGCUAAUUGGAACACUAAUGAUGUUUACCAACCAGAUUUUGUACAUUGGUGUUGCAUCCUUUGCUCCUGCUAUAGCUUUUGAAGCUGUCACAGGUAUUCCAGUUUGGGCGACACUAGUCACCACAGGAUCUGUGGCAACUAUUUACACCACCAUAGGUGGAAUAAAAGCCGUGAUAUGGACAGAUGUGUUUCAGGCAUUGAUUAUGAUGGCUGGAAUAAUGUCUAUUUUAAUACAGGGAACAAUAAAAGUUGGAAGCUGGUCACGAGUCUGGGAAAUAAGCCAAAAAUGGGAGAGAAUCAAAUUUUUCAACUUCGAUCCAGACCCAAGAGUAAGACACACCUUCUGGAAUUUAGUUUUGGCACAGAUAUGUAUGUCUUGUAGCAUCUAUGGAAUCAGCCAGCCGAGCGUACAAAGAUACAGCAGUCUACCCACGAUACGACACGCCACACAGUCUGUCCUGCUCAACAUCAUUGGAGUGUUUCUAUUGUUGACACUGACCUGUAUGUCUGGACUCGCACUCUUCGCCUUCUACGCAGAUCAGAACUGUAACCCUCUGGGUCAGAGUCUAGUCAGUAACCCUAACCAGCUUGUACCCUACUUCGUAAUGGAAAACUUGGGGUAUCCCGGCAUCCCGGGUCUAUUUAUAGCAUGCUUGUUUUCUGGUGCAUUAAGUUCUGUUUCUUCAUCUCUGAAUGCACUUGGAGCCAUUACCUGGGAGGACAUCUUAAAGCCACGAUUUGAGAAAACCCUAACUGAGUCACAGAAAACAUUUGUGACCAAAAUUAUCGUUCUCAUCUUUGGAGUUGUUUCAAUAGGAAUUAGUUUUCUAGCUACACAAUUGGAAGGAUCGGUUGUCCAGAUAUCGUUAAGCCUGACAGGUGCUACUAGUGGACCACUGACUGGGAUGUUUUUCCUUGGAGCUCUCUUCCCCUGGACAAACAGCUACGGAGCCAUCUCUGGCGCUUUGGUUGGCUUCGCUCUCACCUCUUGGAUGUCUAUUGGCUCUUUCGUAAAUGGGGUUCGUCUGCCCUUCAAACCUUUUCCAAACGGCACCUGCCCAUCAGUGAAUGUCGAUACUUUUCAAACUACAAUUAUGUCUCAUCUGACACACGUGACGACAACUGCUGCCACUGUUUCUAAGGCUCUACAGUCGAAUGCACUCAACACAAGAUCAGCCUUGGACGACUUCUAUUCGGUUUCAUAUGCCUGGUUUCCAACUGUUGGAAUGUCAUUGACCAUCGUGGUUGGUCUGGUGGUUAGUUUUAUCACAGGUCCUAACAAGUUGAACGAUGUCCCUACCAAGUAUGUCAUCCCACUGGCAGAUAGGCUGUGCUGCUUUUGUCCUGCACGUUGGAGGUUCUGGCUGAACUGCAAGAGAGAAUUUAGGAAACCAGAGGUUUGUGGUUUUUUUUUUACAAAAUUAUAUAAGCUCACUCUGUCUGUCUGGUUGAAGGUUUGAACACGUUAUUUCUCCCACACCCAUUCUCGGAUAAA
This is a messenger RNA of Biomphalaria glabrata, 1886 nucleotides long. RefSeq names its product sodium-coupled monocarboxylate transporter 1-like. Lineage: Eukaryota; Metazoa; Mollusca; Gastropoda; Planorbidae. Gene Ontology annotation, cellular component: membrane. The transcript is spliced from 17 exons. Gene Ontology annotation, molecular function: symporter activity. The record is from RefSeq and is a predicted model, not a curated record. Bases 13 to 1851 code for a protein of 612 amino acids. Gene Ontology annotation, biological process: transmembrane transport; sodium ion transport.